GGGGACUAGGUUUAGAUCACUGAAAAGGGUGACAAUGGUUUAACUUUGCAUUGCAGUCCAAGAACUAAGCGAGGGGAACGUAAUUUUUGUUUUGUUUUGUUGUGUCUAAGUCACUGAAAAUGUCAUCUGGGAGCUUGAAUUCGGAAUUAUCAAAGAAAACAUCAUUUCUGGGCCUAAAACUUUGGGUUGUAAUCGGUAUAUGUGUUGGUGCAUUCAUAAUUUUGAUACUCUGUAUCUUAUCUUUGUGGGUCUCACUUCGAAGAAAAUCUAGAAGAACACUAGACAAGUAUCCCCUUUCUCAAAUACCCAAUGUCUCGAAAGAUAUCAAGGUUGACAAAGUUGGAGGUCAAAAUCAUCGUGAUAAUCCAGAGAGUUUAUUCCUGUCAGUUCAUGAUAAAUCAAGUGAUAAAAAUUCAGAGAAAAUGUCUGUUCAUUUGGGUAUGCACAAAUCAAGUGAUGCUGAUAAUAUCAGCCAAUGUAGCUCUAUGUUUCAUCAUGAGAGACGUAGUUCACAAUCAGGGGAAGAGGGAAAUUCCGGUACUAUUCGGAAGCAGUCUUCACUACUAUAUGGGCUUCCAAUGGCCUCUCCUUUAAUUGGAUUGCCAGAAGUCUCGCAUCUUGGGUGGGGUCACUGGUUUACUCUUCGAGAUCUUCAACUUGCAACAAAUCGAUUCUCACCAGAGAAUGUGCUUGGGGAAGGUGGAUAUGGGGUUGUUUACAAGGGCAUACUAGUCAAUGGGACUGAGGUCGCGGUCAAGAAGCUUCUUAACAAUUUGGGGCAGGCUGAGAAAGAAUUUAGGGUUGAGGUGGAGGCUAUAGGCCAUGUUCGGCAUAAGAAUCUUGUGCGGCUCCUUGGCUAUUGCAUAGAAGGAGUUCAUAGAAUGCUGGUCUAUGAAUAUGUGAAUAAUGGAAACAUGGAACAGUGGCUUCAUGGGGCUAUGCAACAAUGUGGUACCCUUACUUGGGAAGCCCGAAUGAAGGUUCUUCUUGGUACUGCUAAGGCGCUUGCUUAUUUGCACGAAGCAAUAGAACCAAAAGUUGUGCACCGUGAUAUAAAAUCUAGCAAUAUCUUAAUUGAUGACGAGUUCAAUGCCAAAGUUUCUGAUUUUGGAUUGGCCAAGCUCUUGGAUUCAGGAGAAAGUCAUAUAACAACUAGAGUCAUGGGAACAUUUGGUUACGUGGCACCGGAAUAUGCUAAUACUGGCAUGUUAAAUGAAAAGAGUGAUGUUUAUAGCUUUGGUGUCCUCAUGCUUGAAGCAGUGACAGGAAGGGAUCCUGUUGACUAUGGUCGGCCUGCAAAUGAGGUUAAUCUUGUUGAGUGGCUUAAAAUGAUGGUAGGGAAUAGAAGAGCUGAGGAAGUUGUUGAUCCAAACAUUGAAGUUCAACCCACAACACGUGCUCUAAAACGUGCCCUUCUGGUUGCAGUUAGGUGUGUUGAUCCUGACUCAGAGAAACGACCCAAAAUGAGUCAGGUUGUUCGAAUGCUCGAAGCUGAUGAAUUUCCUUAUCGCGAGGUGGUGAUUAUUUUCUGACAUAGAAAUAAUAAGUUAUUUACUUUGCUCCUUGCUAUGAUUUUUCUUAUUGGCAUUUUGGUAAAUUGUUGCCCCCUCCCCUAAAAUUAAAAAAAAAAAAAGUAGAAAAUAUAUACAAGUGGAAGCAAAUCAAUUAAUAUGCAUACCUUGACCCGUUUAAAGGAAUCAAAGGAUGUUUCAUGCGCUCCUAUGAUACAGGAAUCUCUUUGUUAUAGCGGUAGAACACUGUUACAAUAAUUGAACAAUGUUCUUGAUUCCACAACCCAAGAACCU
Messenger RNA from Camellia sinensis, 1805 nucleotides. NCBI's taxonomy places the organism in Eukaryota, Viridiplantae, Streptophyta, Magnoliopsida, Ericales, Theaceae. The record is from RefSeq and is a predicted model, not a curated record.